ACCACGAGCACUAUGGCGCUCACUACGUGCACUAACCAAGCCUUGCUUGACGCGCAGCUCAAGCUCUGGCACACCACCUUCGGCUUCAUCAAGUCCAUGGCGCUCAAAUCCGCACUGGACCUCCGCAUUGCCGAUGCCAUCCACAGCCAUGGCGGCGGUGCCACCCUCCCGCAGGUAGUCGCCGCGGUCAAGCUCCACCCAUCCAAGAUUCCCUGCUUGCGUCGCCUCAUGCGCGUGCUCGCCGCCACCGGCGUCUUCAGCGUCGACCAGAGCCCGUCGGGCGGCGGCGAACCCGAGUACACGAUGACGCCGGUGUCCCGGCUCCUCGUUGGUUCCCAGAACAUUGCUCCUUUCAUCACCAUGGCACUCAAUCCAGCCUUCGUAUCUCCAUUCCUCGAGCUCGGCACAUGGUUUCAGAAGGAGCUGCCGGGGCCGUGCGUUUUCAAGCACACGUACGGCCUGACCUUGUGGGAGCACGCCGGUCGUGACGCCACCUUCAACGCGCUCGUCAACGACUCGAUGGUCUCGGACAGCCACUUCAUCAUGGACAUCGCCAUCAAGGAGUGCCCAGGUGCCUUCCUGGGGAUAAGCUCCCUGAUGGACGUCGGCGGGGGCCUCGGCGCGGCGGCGCAGACCAUCUCGAAGGCGUUCCCUGAUGUGAAAUGUAGCGUGGUAGAUUUGGACCACGUCAUCGCCAAAGCUCCAAGCGACACCGGCGUGCAGUACAUCGCCGGCGACAUGUUUGAUAGCGUCCCACCGGCGGAUGCUAUGUUCCUCAAGUGGAUUUUGCAUGACUGGAGCUACGAGGAGUGUGUCAAGAUACUGAAGAAUUGUAAGAAAGCUAUUCCACCUAGAGAGGAAGGAGGAAAGGUGAUACUUAUAGAUAUGGUGGUUGAAGAAGGAUCAUCGAACUUGAAGCAAGGGGAGAUGCAGGCCUUGUACGAUAUAUUUAUGACAAUUAUAAAUGGCAUCGAGCGAGAUGAGCAAGAGUGGAAAAGCAUCUUUUUUGAAGCUGGAUUCAGCGAUUACAAGAUAUCACCGGUGUUAGGCGUUAGAUCCAUCAUCGAGCUCUACCCAUAAAACGUCUCGCGAGCAAAUGGUUAAACUGGUAUGGAUUGCGUGGGUUUGUGAUUUCCAGUAAGUUUGCUGCCCUAUUGUGGUGUUAAUUCAUAAUAAUGUGCUUGCAUUGGGUGGGAGACAUCCCUAUUGUAGUAUUGUGCCUGCUCAGUUUAUUCUUCCACCUAUGUAAUUCUUGGGUUCUGUAUUCCUACAUAAAUUUCACAUUGAUCAUGUGGGUAGUAGAACUUGUUCUUAUUAA
Molecule: messenger RNA, 1318 nt
Organism: Panicum virgatum (switchgrass)
Lineage: Eukaryota; Viridiplantae; Streptophyta; Magnoliopsida; Poales; Poaceae
Product: O-methyltransferase ZRP4-like
Exons: 2
Coding region: 13-1080 (355 amino acids)
Biological process (GO): methylation
Molecular function (GO): S-adenosylmethionine-dependent methyltransferase activity; protein dimerization activity; O-methyltransferase activity
Source: RefSeq, a predicted model, not a curated record